GGCUUGUGAGGUGUGACUCUUAACAUAAACCUCUCGUACUUAAUUUAAUUUUCUCUCUGCAAACCCAAAUAAGGGUUUUCUCCACCAUUCUGCUCGCUCUUCUCCUUUUCACUGUUCGAUUGGACCAACGCUCUCCACCAACUUUGCCCAAUAGAAGCAGUAACUUUGGCAAAACUAGGGGAUUGUUCAAGAGUUAUUGUCUAGUUGAUGAAGAGGAUUAGGAGGGACACGUCUAUGAUGCGUCAGAAGAAUAGGCAGUUUAAAUCCUUGAAGCAAAUCCCUGAUUUCUCAAAGUGUGAUUCAACAUUGAGUGCUGGUCGAGAUAGCUCUCGCAAUCCUACAUCUUUACGUAGAUGUCAACAUUGUGUAGACAACGAAAAUAAUACUCCUCUUAUGCGCCAUGGGCCAGCUGGAGAAAAAACAUUAUGUAAUGCAUGCGGCAUCGUUUGGGCCAAAAAGAGGAAACUUAGAGAUCUCAGUAAGGGACGAGUAGAUCUUUCUGUUGAGCAAAGUGAUCUGGAUGCUCUAAUUGAUGUCAAUGUUGUUGAAGGAGAAUUGCCUGCCAUCCAAAAUGAACAAAAUCCUCUUGUUGAUGUCAAUAUUACUUAUUUUGAAGGAGAAUUGUCUGUCAUCCAAAAUGAACAGGUUAUCUCUGAUGAUCAUUCCAAAGCCGUCGCUGGUAAAGGUUCGAAUAAUACAUCAAACCCUUGUGAUGAGAAUUUGCUGGAUCCUCUUAUUGAUGUCAAUAUUAUUGUUCUUGAUGGAGAAUUGCCUGUCAUCCAAAAUGAACAAGGUAUUUCUGAAGAUCCUUCCAAAACCAUCACUCCUAAAGGUUCAAAUAAUCACACAUUAAACCCCUGUGACGAGGAUCCUCUUAUUGAUGUCAAUAUUACUGUUCAUGAUGGAAAAUUGCCUGUCAUCCAAAAUGAACAAGUUAUUCGUGAAGAUCCUUCCAAAGCCAUUGUAGGUGAAAGGUCGUAUAAUCAUGGAUUACAUCUCUGUGACGAGGAUCUUCUUAUUGAUGUCAAUAUUACUGUUUUUGAUGGAAAACUGCCUGUCAUCCAAAAUGAACAUGGUAUUUCUGAAGAUCCUUCCAAAGCCAUCGUUGGUGAAAGAGCAUAUAAUCAUGCAUUAAACCUCUGUGAUGAGGGUAUUUCUGAAGAUCCUUCCAGAGCCCUCGGUGUUGAAGGUUCAAAUAAUCAUGCUUUAAGCCCCUGUGAGGAUGCUCUAAUUGAUGUCAAUGUUGUUGAAGGAGAAUUGCCUGCCAUCCAAAAGGAACAAGGAAUUGCUGAAGAUCCUUCCAAAGGCAUCAUUGUUGAACUUGAAGGUUCAAGUACUCAUGCAUUAAACCCCUGUGACAAGCCGAUGAAGAGCUACACGUUUUCAGAGAUCAUUGCAACGGCAGAGUCAUUGUUGGCAUUUCUCGAUAAGGACUUGCCAUCUGCCUCGGAGGUAGACUACACCUCGAGUCGAGCUAAGUAUAGAAGGAUUGUGCUCGAGACUACAACCGUUGCAGGGCAGACUGUCCGCAAUGACAUCACCAGGAGGAUGAUGGAUCUUCCUGUGCCUUUACAACAGAUUAUAGAGGCAUGGUUGGAUGUUUUGGCGAGUGGGGUAGAGACACCUUCUGAGGACUCAUCUGAGAGACCACUCCGUACUACGUUCUCUGAACCUCCAAGGAGUAGGGAGACAUUUGUUCAUCCUGCCACUCCUAGAAGUGUUGUAGCUGCUACUGGGGAUGAGGUUGGGCCAUCCACCUCCAGGGUGGUUCAGGAGGAACCAGUGGGUGAAGAGGUUCCUGUGGUUGUGCCUGAGCCUGUUGUUUCUCCUCAGUUAAAUAGCAUUCAUAGCAGUCACCUGAUUCAGUCAUAGUGCCUGAGCUCAGGAGCCACCAUAUAGUGCAUUUCUUUCUUUUGUAUAUAUUUUGAGGUAUUUUAGUGUAUGUUGCAUUAUACAGAUUUUUGUAAAGGCGAUUAAGAGUAAUGGUUUUCAAAUUAUUUCAAAUUUAGAGUUUAAAAUUUCACCACCA
Medicago truncatula (barrel medic) is the source of this 2029-nucleotide messenger RNA. RefSeq lists its product as uncharacterized. The record is from RefSeq and is a predicted model, not a curated record. Lineage: Eukaryota; Viridiplantae; Streptophyta; Magnoliopsida; Fabales; Fabaceae. Gene Ontology annotation, biological process: regulation of DNA-templated transcription. The coding region runs from base 208 to 1872 and encodes 554 amino acids. The transcript is spliced from 18 exons. Gene Ontology annotation, molecular function: zinc ion binding; sequence-specific DNA binding.